AUGGUUUGGAACGAUGAAUUCGACACAAACGGCAGACCAGAUCCAACCAAAUGGGACUUCGAACACGGCUUUGUAAGAAACAAUGAAAUGGAGUGGUACCAGCCAGAGAAUUCCUGGGUUGAAGAUGGUCGUCUUAUCAUUGAAGGCAGAAAGGAAGUCGAUAAGCCAAACCCAUGGUACAACGCUAGCAGCACAGAUUGGAGAUACAGCAGAAAGUGGAUCAACUACACAUCAACAUCUCUUAUCACAGAUAAGAAGGCUGAUUGGUUAUAUGGCCGCUUCAAAGCCGCUUGCAAGAUCCCAACAAUGUCUGGGUCUUGGCCAGCUCUUUGGUUCUUAGGUCACGAAGAAAUGGAUGGCGAAUGGCCAUCAAACGGUGAAAUCGAUCUUCUUGAGUAUUACCAGGAUCAUACACUUCAUAACCUUUGCUGGGCAAGUGAAUGGGAAUGGGCAGGCAUCUGGAGUACACGCACAACAUCAUAUUCUGGCUAUUGGACAAAGUUUGAUCCAAAGUGGAACCAAUCCUUCCAUGAAUAUAGAAUGGACUGGGAUGAAGAAGCUAUCAAGCUCUACGUUGAUGACGAACUUCAGAACUGUGUUAACUUAGAUAGAACAAUCAACGAGGGUCACUGGUGGAAGGUUAAGAACCCAUUCAAGACACCACAAUAUAUGAUUAUCAACCUUGCCCUUGGUGCAACUGGUGGCACAAUCCAUGAUGAAGAAAUGCCAAGAAGAUAUGAAAUCGACUAUGUUAAAGUCUAUCAAAUGGCCAAGCAUCGUAAGCCAACACAAACAAAGGAACUUUGA
Messenger RNA from Trichomonas vaginalis G3, 807 nucleotides. Its product is annotated as glycosyl hydrolase. The transcript has a single exon. Gene Ontology annotation, biological process: carbohydrate metabolic process. The record is from RefSeq and is a predicted model, not a curated record. Bases 1 to 807 code for a protein of 268 amino acids. Gene Ontology annotation, molecular function: hydrolase activity, hydrolyzing O-glycosyl compounds. NCBI's taxonomy places the organism in Eukaryota, Parabasalia, Trichomonadida, Trichomonadidae.